UUGGCUUCAUGCUAGUCUCCACAUUAUGUUGGGCACACAAGCAAAGAACUCUGAAACAAAUUAGGGAAAGAAAUUUUGAGCAAAAUGGAGGAAACAUGCUGCUACAAAGACUUUCACAACAACAAGGAUACACUGACAGAACCAAAAUAUUUACACAAGUUGAGCUUCAAAAUGCCACAAACAACUUUGAUGAAGAUAGAAUCCUUGGUCGUGGGGGGCAAGGCACAGUUUAUAAGGGUGUAUUACCUGACAACAUGCUAAUUGCUAUUAAGAAGUCCAAAGUAGGAGGGGAUCCUAGACAAAUUAAGGAUUUUAUCAAUGAAGUGGUUGUGCUUUCCCAAAUCAAUCAUCGGAAUGUGGAGAAACUUUUGGGGUGUUGUCUUGAAACCGAUGUUCCUUUGUUAGUCUAUGAGUUUGUGGAUAAUGGCACCCUUCUUGACCACAUUGACCCAUUAAAGAAUGAAUGCUCUAUUUCAUGGGAGACUAGAUUAAAGAUAGCUGUAGAAACUGCUGAAGCCAUUUCAUAUUUGCAUUCUGCAACUUCUAUUCCAAUUAUUCAUCGAGAUAUAAAAUCUACCAACAUAUUACUAGACCACAAUCAUAGAGCAAAGGUGUCAGACUUCGGUGCUUCAAGACUUGUCCCUCUUGAUGAAACUCAAGUUACCACGAUGGUGCAAGGAACACUUGGAUACUUGGAUCCAGAGUAUCUCCACACUGGUUAGUUAAAUGAAAAGAGUGAUGUUUAUAGCUUUGGGGUUGUGCUAGUAGAGCUACUUACGGGAAACAAAGCAGUUGAAUUUAGUAGACUAGAACAACGAAAUUUGGCUAUAUACUUUGAGUCUUCCUUAAAAAGAGACCGUCUAUGGGAAACUCUUGAUAGGAGAUUGUUAGAUCAGAAGAAGAAUGCUAAACAGUUGAAAGAAGUUGCUUUUCUGGCAAUGAGAUGUGUUAAAGUUAAUGGAGAGGAAAGACCGACUAUGAAGGAAGUAGCAAUGGAAUUAGAGGGCUUGAUUGCUAUGGAAAGGCAUCCUUGG
Molecule: messenger RNA, 1034 nt
Organism: Prosopis cineraria
Lineage: Eukaryota; Viridiplantae; Streptophyta; Magnoliopsida; Fabales; Fabaceae
Product: wall-associated receptor kinase 3-like
Exons: 1
Coding region: 9-722 (237 amino acids)
Biological process (GO): cell surface receptor signaling pathway; protein phosphorylation
Cellular component (GO): plasma membrane
Molecular function (GO): ATP binding; protein serine/threonine kinase activity
Source: RefSeq, a predicted model, not a curated record